Leptopilina heterotoma is the source of this 1619-nucleotide messenger RNA. RefSeq lists its product as uncharacterized. The transcript has 2 exons. Lineage: Eukaryota; Metazoa; Arthropoda; Insecta; Hymenoptera; Figitidae. Bases 251 to 1390 code for a protein of 379 amino acids. The record is from RefSeq and is a predicted model, not a curated record.
CUCCGAAAGGUGGUCAUUAAGCACUGUAAUCUCUCUCAUUGCUUAUUUCUUGUCUAAAACUCAAAUCGUCAACUCCUCAAGUUUCAAAAGUUUACACUUGUGUCUUUUUUGAAACAUCUUGAAAAUUUCUUGAAAGUUUUAAAGUUUUCUUUAAACUCUUCCUUGCAAUUCACAACAUUUGCUUGCAAUUCUCAAAAGUUGUUUUCAAUUUGAAAUUUCUUUCGAAAAAAAAGUGUCAGUGAUUGGAAAUAUGUAUUCGAAAAUGGCAGCAAAAUCAAAAUCAUCAUCAUCAUCAGCAGCAGCAGCAGGAGCAGCAGCAAGAGCUGAAGCAGGAGCAGAAGCAGUGCCAUCAACAUCAUCCUCAACCGGGAGAAUGCCGUACACCAGCAAUUUGGGCAGCUCUGAGUUCUGUCUUCCCUGGAGUCAGGAGGCUUAUAAUUUUGGAAGCUUCACGACAACGCCUGCAUUUCAACCGGACAAUAAUUCAAUUUUCGAUCAAGGAUUGAACUUCUUUUGCCCUGAUUUGAUGACAUCUGAUAAUUCGAGGACUGAUGCUGAGAUCAUUCGUGUGGAGAAAAACUUUUUGGAGCAAGCCGAAAUACUCGAGAAGGCGAUUGAAAGAAUUCCAACGAUAAUUCAAAAAGAAGCAGUGAUGCAGCUCAACGACAUGGCAGAAGCAACCAACGAGGAGUCGGAUGAGGCACGAGCAUCAACACCAGUCACGCGUGAAAUUAUUGAUACCAACAAUAAUUCUUUGAAGGAUGAAAAAUUAUUUGUAAAUAUAGAGCAGGAAUUAUAUAAAAUUAAAGCUGAAUUAGAUUUAGACAACUCGGCGAAUCCUUCAAAAGAAACUGCAACGACUUCAAAACAAACUGGAACGACUUCAAAGCAAAAUUCAACGACUAAUGUUAGGGCUGAGCCGAAAAUUAAGAAACCAGUACUUAGAAAUAAAAGUAAUAUUCCACCUGUUCUGCACUUUAAUGGCUAUCAAAAUUAUUUUGAAUGGCAAAUGAUGAUGUUAAAUAAUUCGUUAAUGAAUCAUCAUUUGGGUCAAUUUAACAAUAAUUAUCUUCCAUUCACUAGAGCCAAUGUCAUUGACGUUCAUCAUUAUCAUUAUCCAGAACAUUUAUUUGAACAAAUUUUCCCAAAAAAUCCAGAAACACACAUUGGUUAUAGUCCUGAGUAUAUUGCUCAACAAGCUUGUUCAAUGGGUAUGCCAAUUUGUGAUGAAAAUAUUUUUUCACCUGAAAGUCUCCAAGCUAAUUUAAUGAUGGGACCUAAUGGUCAACCACAAUUCCCCACAAUGCUUCAUCAUUUUAAAGUGCCAGAGCAUUUGCAGGAGGUAUUGAAAACCAAAACUUUGAUUCUAAAACAAGUUUGUUCUUGUUGAAUGUGAAUUCAUAAAAAAAAGAGAUAAAAGAGAGGAGAAAAAAUUUGUAAACAAAGGGAUAAUUUAAUAUUUAUUUAAUUUAUUAAUUGAUUGAUCAUUUUCUCAGUCUCGAAAAAUAGCUUUUUUUAUGCAGUUGAUAUUUGUGUAAAUGGGCUUGCAAUAUAUUUAAUCCAUUAGAUAUAUAAGUACAGAUUAGAAAGGAUAUUUUAUCUACGAAUUGUAUGUUAAC